Molecule: messenger RNA, 6180 nt
Organism: Struthio camelus australis
Lineage: Eukaryota; Metazoa; Chordata; Aves; Struthioniformes; Struthionidae
Source: RefSeq, a predicted model, not a curated record
AUGGUCCAACUGCUGGACAUUAUACCAAGCAAUGAUGCGUUCACCAUUCGCCAUGACGUACUGAACAAGUGCAUACAAGUUAAAAACUCACGGAUAGUGAUAGCUGACUGUGAGGAGACAAGCGAAGCUUUAUGGAAAUGGGUAUCCCAGAAUCGCCUUUUUCACUUGGGGUCCCAGCAGUGCCUGGGACUCGAUAUAUUCACCAAAUUGCCGUCUCGCCUGAAAAUGGUUGACUGUAACUCGGAGCUUAUGCUGUGGUGGCGAUGCGCCGAUGCUUCCAUCCUCGGUGCGUCUCAGUACAAGGUGACCAUCAAGGGCACUUUUGUAACUGCAAGCAUAAAUGCAACAGACCAGUGGAGAAGCAGCAGUUCCUCUGAUGACAUAUGUCGAUAUCCUUACCACGAGAUUUAUACCAGAGAUGGGAACUCCUACGGAAAGCCCUGUGAGUUCCCCUUUCUGUAUAAUAAGACCUGGCGUCACGACUGCAUUCAGGAUGAAACGCACGCGGGUGGUAAAUGGUGCGCCACGUCUGAAGAUUAUACUCGUGACGGCAAAUGGGGAAUCUGCUUACAACCAGAAGAUGGUUGUCAUGAUAUCUGGGAACACGAGCCGGAGUCUGAAAGUUGCUACCAGUUUAAUACGCAGUCUGCUCUUUCUUGGAAAGAAGCUUAUAUUUCAUGUCAAAGACAAGGGGGAGAUUUGCUUAGCAUCCAAGAUGCAACUGAAUUAAGUUACAUACAAGCUAAGGAUGACAUUGCUGAGAUCUUUUGGAUUGGCUUAAAUCAACUGGACGUUUCUGGAGGUUGGCAGUGGUCAGAUCACAGACCCUUGAAUUUUCUCAACUGGCAUCCAGAUAUGCAGAAUCUGUCCCCUUUGGAUGGGACUAGCUGCGUGGUGAUGAAUGCUACCUCAGGUCAGUGGCAGAGUUACCACUGUGGGACUCCGCUUCCCUAUAUUUGCGAGAAGUCAUUCCAGGAAGUUUCAAAAUUGCCAGAGUUUUGGAGGCACUUGGAGACUCGCUGUAAUUCGGGCUGGCUUCCCUACAACGGCUUUUGCUACAUGCUGGUAAGCAACCAGGCACCUUGGAGCGCAGCGCAUGAGUUGUGCAAGGCAAAUCAGAGUGAUCUCAUCAGCGUGCAGUCGUUAGCAGAUGUCGAAUUGGUUGUUACAAAGCUUCAUAAUGAUGCAAAAGAGGAAAUAUGGAUGGGUCUCAGGAAUGAAGGUGUACCAACUUUGUUCAAAUGGUCAGAUGGCUCAACUGUGUUUUUUACCUAUUGGGAUCAGAAUGAGCCGAAAGUUCCUUUUAACAGCACCCCUAACUGCGUGUCGUAUUCAGGAGAGCUGGGACAAUGGAGAGUCAAAUCCUGUGAAGAAAAAUUGAAAUACGUAUGCAAGAAAAAGGGAGAGAUUUUGAAUGAAACAAAAUCAGAUAAAAGCUGCUUGUUGAAAGAGGGGUGGGAGAAACAUGGAAACUUCUGUUACAAGAUUUAUAAAACGGAAGUAUCGUUUGGAGCACAGUGCAAUCUUACAGUAGUGAACAGGUUUGAACAAGAAUUUAUAAACAGUUUAAUCAGAAAAUACAGCAAAAUUGAAGAAAAAUACUUUUGGAUUGGCUUGCAAGAUCUCAGCCAAUCGGGAAUAUAUUCUUGGAGUGCGGUGGAUGGGGAAAAAAGUGAAGCUGUGACAUAUACUAACUGGAAUUCAAUGCAACCGGAGUUUUCAGGUGGAUGUGUGGCCAUGCCCAGCGGGAAGUCUCUUGGAAAGUGGGAAACUAAAGACUGCAAAACCACUAAAGCAUUUUCUAUCUGCAAAAAAUACAUUGGGCCUCCCAAGGAACCGGAAGUGCUCCCGAAGCCGACCGAUCCCUGUCCUCCUGGGUGGCACAAUGGAUCUGGCCUUGCCUGCUACAAGUUCUUCCACAGUGAAAGAGUGCUGAGGACCAGGACCUGGGAAGAGGCGGAAAGGUUCUGCGAAGCCCUGGGAGGCCACCUGCCUAGUUUUGGUCAUUCAGAGGAAAUCAAGGUGCUUCAUUCUAUCCUGAGAAAAAUCAUCAGCAACGACAGAUGGGUAUGGACAGGAAUGAAUAAGAGGAGUCCAGAUUCCUUGGGAACCUGGCAAUGGAGCGAUGAUAAACCUGUAACUAGUGUUGUUAUGCCACUUGAUUAUCUGGAGGAUGAGUAUGACACAAGAGACUGUGCUGCUUUAAAGACAUUUCAGUUUUCACGGAGAUCGUUAUGGAGAUACUAUUUCCAUGAAGGUAGAGAACUGGAAUUUUACUUGAAGCCUUUUGAUUGUGAGGCUAGACUUGAAUGGGUCUGCCAGAUUACAAAAGGUAGCACUCCAAAAACACCCGAGUGGUACAUACCAGAUGAAAUUGGAAUUCAUGGAGCCCCACUUGUUUUUGAUGGAGCAGAGCUGUGGUUUGUAGCAGAUAAAAACCUCAGCUUCCAAGAAGCUGUUUUCUACUGUCAAAAAAACGAUGGCGAUUUAGCCUCUGUAGAAUCUUACCCAAAACUCAGGACAGUACUCUCUCAAAUAGAAAAGUUAUCGAACAGUGAACAGAAGUGGUGGCUGAAAUUUAUUGAUUAUGGCUACAGCUAUCAUUCACCUUUACAGUUAUUUCCACGUUUCCAUGAUCGAUUCUUGAGGGACUGCUGGUAUGUUUCUAGAAAGAGCUGGUAUAGAGACUACCCAGUUAACUGCAAUAUGAAACUGCCUUUCAUUUGCGAAAAAAAUAAUGCCUCCUUACUGGAGAAACAUGAUCCCAGUUACCGCCCAGUCAGAGGAGGUUGUCCUAAAGAUUGGCUUCGGUUUCGAGAUAAGUGUUUUCUAAAGAUGAAUCCCAAAUCUCUAACGUUUAAUGCAGCUAAUGAAAAGUGUGUAACUUUUGGAGGCUCUCUUCCAUCUAUCUCAAAUCAAGCUGAGCAAGAUUUUAUAACAAGCUUGCUCACUGAUAUGCCAAAAAAUAUUUGGAUUGGUUUGCAGUUUCUGUUCAGCACAAGAGAAAACAAGUGGAUAGAUGAGAGUAGACUAUUGUAUAGUAACUUUCACCCACUUCUGACAGGAAGAUUAAGGAAGAUUCCACUGGAUCUUUUUGAUGAAGAGUUUAACAACCAAUGCGGUGUAAUCCUCAACGAUCCCAAGUCACAGUAUGUUGGAACAUGGAACUUCACUGCCUGUGCUGACAAGCACUUUUUGGGUAUAUGCCAGCGGCCAAUAGGUAUAGGAGCUGCUGAUAACCAGACAGAGCAAGUUCUUAAUGAAACACUGACCUAUCAAAAUGUUCAAUACAUGGUAAUUCUGAAGAAUUUAUCCUGGAACGAUGCCAUGGCUGCCUGCAUAAGUAACAAAAUGCACCUGGUUAGCAUCACGGAUCAGUUCCAGCAGGCUUUCCUUGCUGUUCAGGCUGCCCUUCGUAAUUAUCCGCUGUGGAUUGGACUCUUCAGCAGAGACGGUGGAAAACAUUAUGGCUGGUUGGAUGGCAAACAUGUUAGUUUCAGUCGAUGGUCUGAAGAUGAUGAAGAAACGAGUGAAGAAUGUGUGUUUUUGGAUACUGAUGGCUUCUGGAAAACUUCUGAGUGUUCCUCUGAAAACCGAGGUGCUAUUUGCUAUUUACCGGAAAAGAAGAUCGAAGAAGAACCAGUUACCCAAAUCAAAUGCCCACAUAAGAUUAAAAAUACACCCUGGAUAUCAUUCAGAAACAAUUGUUACACUUUUACGAUAACAAAGAAUAGAUGGCGAGAACUGAAGUCUCAGGAAGCUCACCACUUAUGCAAGAAAAUGAACCCAGAAGCAUUUGUUCUGAGUGUUCGAGAUGAAGAAGAAAAUAACUUUGUUACUGAGCAGCUUCGCUCAUUCAGUGGCCUGGCUAUGUGGGUCUGGUUGGGUGUGAUUUAUGAUAACAGUGAUAAUGUUCUGAAGUGGUAUGAUGAAACUCAUCUGACUUACAAUAACUGGAGACUGGGGAGACCUAACGUAAAGAAGAACAGUUUUUUUGCUGGUGUAAAUCUUGACGGUUACUGGGAUAUUUAUAAUUAUUCUCAAAGUUGGCAUGCUCAUCACUAUAAUGUGUACAGUAUUCUCGCUUGCAAAAUUGAAAGGGGACCUCAGCAACACAAACCUCCAUUGCCUGAGUCUAUUCUGCAUGGAAAUAGCACUUACAGAAUCCUUCAGAAAAAGUUAACGUGGUAUGAUGCCUUGAGAGAAUGCAAACGAAAUGGAAGUGAUUUAGCAAGUGUACACAGUGAAUCACAACAGUUAUUUCUCGAAGACAUUGUCAAGCAGGAUGGCUACCCUCUGUGGCUUGGACUGUCAGUCCAUGAUGGAAGUAAAGCUAACUUUGAAUGGUCAGAUGGAAGUGACUUUGACUAUUAUCCUUGGGAAUUAGAAAACUCAGACACUACUGAGAACUGUGUUAUGUUGGAUACCAGAGGAUCUUGGAAUCGUACAAAAUGUACAAGUGUUGCUGAAGGUGCUAUUUGCUAUAGUCCUCCAAACAAGAGACAAUUACAGCCACAGCAGGUGAGCAGAGCCCCAGGCUGCCCACAAAUCAGUGGAACAAUGCAGUGGAUACAGUACAAGGAUCACUGCUAUGCAUUUGACAUGGCCUUCUACAAUUUUUCAGUAUAUAACGUGGAAGAUGCUAAAAGAGUCUGCAAGAGACUGAAUCCUUCAGCAACCCUUUUGACGAUAGCGAACGCUGAGGAGAACGCGUUUGUCAGCAAACACAUAAGGGAAAACGAUCUGAUCACCAAGAAAGUAUGGCUUGGCCUGGCUCAGAGCGCUAGGGAUCAGUCCUUGAACUGGCUCGAUGGCUCAUCAGUUAAUUAUGCCAACUGGGAAAACAAAACCGCAGAGGACAAUGAGAAAUGCAGCGUUAUCCUCUCCACAACUGGCACGUGGUCUAAAGUUGACUGUGGUCGUAGUCUAAGCAGAGUGGUUUGUAAAGCUCCUGUAGGUUCUAAUCAUACCGGGGUGGCUGUGGCAUUUGCUCUGAUAAUUAUUUCAGUCUUCGUUUGCGGCUUAGUCUGGUAUCUCUAUAAAAAGAAACGUCUCCACUGGAGUGGCUUCUCUUCAGUACGCUAUCAAAGAGGGAUGAAUGAUGAUGAUGAAACUGAUGAUGUGUUCACAAAAGAUAGGUAUUGAGAAACUGUCGUAGGUGAUUUAGCAUGAACUUCACUAUGUGAAGUCAUAAAGAAAGAGGUACUUGACGUUUUAUUACUUCUUUUCGAAAAAAGAUUAAGAAGGUUGUUAAUGGAGGCUAAAUUCUGCUCUUUUAUAGAAGUGUGCAAUUUUUAUUCAAGUCCAUGGUAAUGAUUUACGUUUGGCCUUACCUCUGUAAGGAACAAGAUUUCUGGAGUUCUGUAAUAUUUUUAAUUUAGAUCAUUAUUUCCCCUCUUUACUGGAAAGUAUUUUUAAUGGAAUAAUGAACGCCAAUAGUACUUCACCCUAACAAAUGUAUUUGAAAUUGCUACAUGAAUGCUGUAACUCUGUACAAUUACCAAGCAAUAGCUGCGCCAAAUGAUGUACCAUUUCGGUACGCUGUUCGGGUUCUGCUGCUAGCAUUGGGCUGCUCUGUAGAAGCCAACACAAAGAUCAUAAAUAGGAGACACGUCAUCUCGGUGUAGCAGCUUUUGUAACAAGCAGUUAGUUGCCAGUUUUGAGAUAGCAUGGGAGAAAGGCUUUAUCAUACAAUUAAACAUUCAUUCCCAUUGAGCUAGAAUCUUAGUUUCUUGCUAUAAGUAAUAGAGUAGGAAAAACAUAUAUUUUUCCUCGAAGUUCAUGGAAGAAUCAUUAGUUAGUUAUAGUGGAAAGAUCAGAAUCUUAAAAGUGUAAAAUGAACAUUUUUAGUACAGAGUAACAGGGAUUACCCUUCACCAAAGCCACUCCAUCAAGGAGUAAGUUAAACGUAGAACAUUUGCAUCUGAGGCUGUUGAAAGCCAGCGUAUCACUAAUCUUAUGCCUGGAAGUUGUGAGUGGGGCUAGCACAGCUAGCAUUAAGGGCUAACUACAAACACAAGCAGAACCCUUAGUCUUGUAACAUCAAAAGCACAAAUGUGCUUUGUUCUGCAAGAUAACUGUUUUUAAGUAAAUUGUUUGGUUUCUUUUCACAGCUUCUGUCACAAAGUUUUAUAAGCACCAAUAGCAGGAACUUUUACAGUGUAUUUAAAAAAAAAAAAA